This is a messenger RNA of Clupea harengus (Atlantic herring), 2246 nucleotides long. RefSeq lists its product as uncharacterized. The transcript has 6 exons. The record is from RefSeq and is a predicted model, not a curated record. Bases 975 to 2246 code for a protein of 423 amino acids. Lineage: Eukaryota; Metazoa; Chordata; Actinopteri; Clupeiformes; Clupeidae. Gene Ontology annotation, cellular component: membrane.
UGUCAAAGUUAUCUGAUGUACAUUGUCAUCCAGUGAAAUUUCAUCUUUCGGGCUUGCGUCCAGGCAAAAACAAAGAGGGAGUGUCCCACGAAGCAGGAUCAGAGUUAUCUAGACAACUGCACUGAGUGAAACAUGAAGCAACACUUUUUACAAGAGUCUGUGCAAGAUAUUAGGAGAAUUCCCUGGUUUAUCCUUAAUAUAUAUAUAUAUAUAUUAUAUAUUAUAUAUCCUUAAUGUCCCUGUGUCAAGGAGCAAGGUCAGCACACUCAGAGUUCCUGAGGAAGUUUGCUAGUCACAAAACCUGACCAGGCCAGUUCCGUUUCUCCAGUCCCGAACGGGUAUUUCUUAGAUUGAAUUGUUAGCUCUUAUUUAGAUGCCAUUACUACUAUUACUAUUAGUCUUCUUGCUCAGGCACUUGGUGUUUGUCUUCAGCAGCCAAGUGUAUGAAACAUGGAGAGGUCUCGUAUCACUUUUUCACAGCUGUUGACCAAAAGUUUACGAUGCGUACAUUUUGAGAAUAUAAACCACAUUUUCCAAUGAAAAGCAAUAACGCCACUGAAAGCGGAGAUGAUGACACUAACCCAUGGGCUAAAUGAUUGACAUCAUCAUUAGCCUAGACAGACGUAGUGAAUAGUCCUUUAAUUAGAGACUAUAUACUGUCUGCAUUGGAAUUAUACAAAUGGUUCCUAUAGUCUGUAGUUAAAGCCUGAGUGGGACAAAAGGCUAUAACUUUCUGACAGGGUACUGCUGUAACACCUGUUUACAACCCAUUAUCCAUUACAUAACUGUCCCCAGAUCAGGUCAAAUGUGCAAUGUAAUUUACGAUAAUUUACGAGCACCCUGGUGAGAAAGGGAGAGAAAAACCCUUCAGUUUGAAGUUAUUCCGCUAACCACUAUAUUUGACUUUGUGAUAUAGGGCUACGGUACUUCAUGUUUUCAUAUUGUUAAUCUUUUCUUCUUCUCUGAAACUCAAAAUGGCAGACAAGAAAAAGGCAAUCAAUGUGGCAAUUCCCAAAAAAGAAAAGACAGUGAGGCCUCCAGCAUCCCCUGAGAAAGUUGUAGGGGCCCCAGUUCUUAAGAAAGAGAAGAAGUCAAAACUGAAAGAUGUUGCUGUGGAAUCUAACGGGAUGGUCGACCCUGAAGAUGAGAACCUCAGUUUGGAGGCUUCCGGAACGAAAGAACGCGUGACCAAAAACCUUGGACGUAAACUCAAGUCAGCACUCAAGGAACAGCUGAGGAUAAUUCAUGAGAAGAUUGAAGCAAAAAAGAUUGCUAAGAUGGCACUGGCUGAAGUGCGUACCGUACUGGCCGAGGAAGAAGAGGAAAGGCAGGCAGCUCGAGCCCUGGAGCUGAAGAGACAGGAAGCUGCUCAGAGAGAGAAGGAAGAGGCAGAAGCCAAGCUUAAAGAAAAAAAGGAGAUGAAGGAAAGAGAGGAACGAGAGAAGGAAGCAUCGAUAAAGGAUGAGAGGAAAAUAACAGAGGAAGCAGAGAAGGAGAAGGCAGCAAGGGAUAAGGUAGCCAAGGAGCAGGCAGAAAAAGAGAGGGAUGAAAAGGAAAAGAUAGAAAGGGAAAGACUUGCCAAGGAGGGUGCAGAAAAAGAGAGAGCAGAGAAAGAAGGGCUAGCAAAAGAAAAGGCUGAGAAAGAGAGACUAGCCAAAGAAAAAGAGGAAAAGCAAAGAGCAGAGGAAGAAAAACUAGUCAAGGAGAAAGCUGAGAAAGAGCGGCUAGCUAAAGAGCAAGCAGAGAAAGAACGACUUGCAAAAGAGAAGGGAGAGAGGGAAAGACUGGCUAAAGAGCAGGCAGAGAAAGAGAGGCUAGUUAAGGAGAAAGCUGAAAAGGAGCGGCUAGCUAAAGAGCAGGCAGAGAAAGAGAGACUAGCCAAAGAGAAAGCGGAGAAGGAGAGACAAGCAAAAGAGCAGGCAGAGAAAGAGAAACUAGCUAAGGAGAAAGCUGAAAAGGAGCGGUUAGCUAAAGAGCAGGCAGAGAAAGAGAGACUAGCCAAAGAGAAAGCGGAGAAGGAGAGACAAGCAAAAGAGCAGGCAGAGAAAGAGAGGCUAGCGAAGGAAAAAAUUGAAAAAGAGCGCCUAGCUAAAGAGCAGGCAGAGAAAGAGAGACUAGCCAAAGAUAAACCAGAGAAAGAGAGUCUAGCUAAAGAGCAGGCAGAGAAAGAGAGACUAGCCAAAGAUAAACCAGAGAAAGAGAUGCAGAGGGGCGAGAUCCAGCACUUCAGAAGCCACCUGACCUGA